AUGAUGAACACACGAGCGAAGACCAGUCGGAACACGACCCCCACCGCUGAAGGGAGAGCCGUCGAAACUCGCGAGAGAGAAGGCACAACGAACAACUCGCCGGCAGAGUCAGCAUCGACAGCAACAACCGACGCCACCAGAUCCACGGAGGCCACCGGCACCACGGGCACGUCCGGCACCACGGGCACGUCCGGCACCACGGGCACGUCCGGCACCACGGGCACGUCCGGCACCACGGGCACGUCCGGUACCACGGGCACGUCCGGGGCAACGGGAACCUCAAGAACGUCAAGAAACUCAGCCAAGUCGACUGCCAAACUCGACGAGCCGGCCAGCAAGCGAAGUACCAGCAACAAGCCAAUGGAGAGAGAGAUGACUGCACCGACCCAUCACGAGAAGAGGGCCGGGUCAGAGCACACUGUGGUACCUCGAAGGAGGCCAACGUCGCACGCCUCGACAUCGAAGACAAUAAGAAGAAGGAAGGAAAUCGAACAGAUGAUCGAGAUCAAGCGACAAGAAGCGAAGAAGGCGCAAGCUGAACAGGAGCUAGCCAAGAUGAGGCUGGAGCUGAUUCACCUGGAAUCCGAGACAGAUCUGAGCGACCUGGAGGAGGACAACGACGAGCCUCAUGGCCAGGCCGGACGAUCGAGCCAUAUUGACAAAUGGGUCGAGGAAUCAACAGCGAAGCGCUUCACUUCACUUCCAACAUCACACGUGGAAGCUCACACAUCGGCAAGACGACACGAGGGGGAGCGACUGGAGUACGGAAGAUACUGUGAACAGGCACCCCACAUGUCAGAACCGCCACGUCUCUACAACGGCAAACCUACGGCGCCGCACACACGCGCCACCCCAUAUGAUGGACAAGUUCAUCAUCAUCAGCCGCCGCCGAUAGCACCCCGGUACAUGAGUGAGCUGCAUACAUUCACCGGGGAGCCGAGCGACUGGAUCGCAUUCAGAGCGACAUACAGAGAUACAGAGAUGUACUUCAGCGAGAUUGAGAACAUCGCAAGGCUCAGAAAAGCCAUACAAGGAAAAGCUAAAGAAGCAGUACGUUCGAUGUUAUUCAACGAUACAAAUCCGAAGCUUAUCAUCGACACAUUACAACGAAGAUUCGGUCAACCACUACGACUGAUAAGAAGCGAACUAGAAAUCAUCGAGAAAAUGAAGCCGCUGUCUGACGACGCUCGCAACCUCGCUCACUUCGCCGGGGUCGUAGCCAACGUGGUGAACACCAUCCAACUCACGAAGCGCACACACAUGCUACACUCUGAAGACAUAUAUGAGAAGAUAUUAUCGAAGAUGAGCAUCAUGAUCAGAUUCAAGUGGUUUGAAUAUAAAGCCGCAGAAGAAGCACGAGAAUGGCCAGUAUUACUCGCGCUCACGUCUUUCCUGAACCGGACCGCCGAUCAAUUCGAAGCCUGCGAGUUCGAGAGCCGACCAUACAUCAAGAAGGAGAGAGAACCACUGCGCAACCGUAUGAAGAACAAAGUGCACAUGACAAGAGCGGACAACUAUGAAGAAGAAAUAAGCGACAGCAGUGCCGAGUCCGAGAACGAGUCGAUCAUCGACGACGAUGAAGAAUACCACCAAGUUAUGUUGACCUCUCGGAAGGACAAUCAAGAGUGCCCAGCCUGCAGUGACAAACACGCUCUGAAAUCAUGCAAGAAAUUUAUGAAGCUACCACUGGAAGAAAAAUGGGAGGUUGCCAAGAAGGCAUACGUGUGUUUUCGAUGCCUGAGCUCCACACACCGGGGUUUCAACUGCCGCGCGAAACCAUGUGGAAAAAACGGGUGCAGAGGAUCACAUCACAGGCUCCUCCACCGAGAUAAGGAAGGCGAGAAGGAGUCGACCGAGCCUAAAGACACACAACCCACGAAUACACCACAGCAAGCUAAAGACAAGCAGACGCACUCAGUGAACACCCUGUGCACCAUGAAAGGAUACCUCAAGAUAGUGCCGCUGAAGUUAUACGGCCCGAAGAAUACUACUGAAGUCUACGCCCUGCUGGAUGAAGGAGCCACCAUCACACUCAUAGAGGAAGAAGUGGCCGACUGCAUCGGAGCCACCGGUCCAAAGGAAGGUCUAUGCAUAGAAGGCAUCGGCGGACAUCGAAUGAACGAGCCCGACUCAAGGCGACUGAAACUGAAGAUUCAAGGAAGAUACGCACGAAACAUUGAAAAAAUGAAUGCCUACACGAUUUCGAAGCUGAGCAUUUCGUCACAAAUGGUGCCACACACACUAAUAGAAGACUGUCCGCACCUGUCCGACAUCGCCGACGUGAUUACCUACGACAACGUGCGGCCGAGAAUAGUGAUUGGACAAGACAACUGGCAUCUAAUCAUAUCACAAGACGUGAAAUCCGGAGACCGAAACAAACCUGUAACCUCACUCACAAGACUAGGCUGGACAUUACACGGUUGUGCAACAUUCAGCACAAGACCAGUGAUAGCCGUGAACCACAUACAAACAACUCGCGAAGACAAGAUGGACGAGCUAAUCAAACAUCACUUCAGCAUCGAGUCUCUAGGCGUAACUCCCAAAACGCCUUCAAAUGACCCCGAGAAGAAAGCCAACGAGAUACUGGAAGCAACAUGCCGACGACUACCCGAAGGCCGACUCGAAGCAGGUCUAUUAUGGAGAACUCCGAAUGAAACUAUGCCAAACAACCGCGAAAAUGCAAUGAAGCGACUAAUCGGUAUAGAAAAACGACUGAAGAAAGAUGAAAAGCUGAAAUGCGAGUAUGAGAAGCAAAUAAGAAACUUACUCGACAGUGACUACGCUGAACCAGUACCUGGACCGUCUACAUCAUCAAGAACCUGGUACUUACCUCAUUUUGCCGUCGUGCAUCCCCAGAAAGGGAAGGUUCGCCUGGUGUUCGACGCAGCCGCAAGAAGUGGCGGAAAAUGUCUAAAUGACGCGCUACUGACUGGACCCGACCUACUGCAAUCAUUAUUCGGAGUACUACUGCGUUUCAGAGAGGGACCGAUAGCAGUCGUGAGUGACAUCAAGGAAAUGUUCCUCCGCAUUCAAGUGUGCGAGCAAGACAGAGAUAGUCUCAGAUUCCUGUGGAGAGAAAAGGACAGCGAGAAGCCGAAAGAAUAUCGAAUGAAAUCACUCAUAUUCGGCGCAGCAUCGUCACCGUGCACCGCAAUAUAUGCAAAAAAUCGCAACGCAGCCGACUUCAAAGAAAAAUACCCGGAAGCGGUACAAGCCAUAGAACGCAACCACUACAUGGACGACUACCUACAAAGUUUUCAGUCUGAAGAAACCGCGAAACGUGUCAUCUCAGAAGUCGACUACAUACACAAACAAGGCGGAUUUCUACUCAGAGGAUGGGCUAGCAACAGGCCACAGAUAUUAGAACAGUUCCCCGAAGACGUGCGAAACAACGGUUCUAUCGACCUGGGAAAAGAUAGCGAACAAGUCGAGAAAACACUGGGACUCCGAUGGAACGUGUCUUCAGAUCAACUCAACUUCACGCUGAACCUGCGAAACACACCGUCUGACGCCAUAGAGGGCACGAGACCGCCAACGAAACGCGAGGCAACAAGCGCAGUAAUGUCCGUGUUCGACCCGCUCGGGCUGGCCUCGCCGAUAACUGUACAAGGAAGAGCUAUGCUACAAGAUGUAUGCUGCACGGGCAUCGGAUGGGACGAGCCUCUGAAAGAAAAUGAAGAACGAAAAUGGAAAACGUGGCUGCAAGACCUGAAAAAGCUACAAGACCUGAAUAUACCUAGAUGCACUACAACGAAGCUAACUGAAGGCGAAAUUCACGUAUUCUGCGACGCGAGUGAAAAGGCAUAUGCAACAGCAAUAUACUGGCGAGCAAUACACCCCGAUGGUCACGUCGAAGUAAAGCUGUUGUCAGGAAAGUCACGGGUGGCACCACUCAAGCCCGUGUCUAUCCCACGCUUAGAACUGCAAGCCGCACUACUGGGCUGCCGCCUAGCCGCCACAGUAACAAAGGAAACGGACUUAACAAUAAACAAGUCUACCUACUGGACCGACUCGAGAACUGUCCUCGCAUGGAUAAAGUCGGACCCGAGAACAUUCAAGCCCUUCGUCGCACACCGGCUAGCCGAAAUUGAAGAUCACACGAAGCCGACUCAGUGGAGAUGGAUACCUACUGCUCAGAAUGUCGCAGACGACGCUACACGAAACGCGCCCUCUCACUUCGACAUACAACACAGAUGGUUCACAGGCCCACCGUUCCUCUACUGUGAUGAAACAGAAUGGCCAGAAGACAAGAGCUCUCCCAACAUACCUACUACCGGUGAAGAAAAACCAAACUGCGCCCUGCACGUCAUCAACACUGAAGAACAGCUCAUCAAACCUGAAAAGUUUUCAAAAUUCACGCGACUGCUACGAGCGACCGCCCGCGUGUUUCAAGCCGUCGACAUAUUCAAGAAACUAAUUAAAUCAAGAAAAAAUCAAAUUCAAGUAACUAAGAAAAUUACACAAGAUACCACUUGGCGUAUCAAGAAGACUGCCAAAACCAUCCCGCGCAAAAUUGUUCCUACUCAACAACGGAGCACAAUAAAUUACGUGAUACUUACGCAAGAAUACCUAAACAAAGCUGAAAAAUACCUAAUCCGCAAGAUACAAGACGACUGCUUCAAGAGCGAAAAACAUCACCUGAAAAAUAACACCAAAAUACCUAAAAGCUCAAAACUGAAAAACCUGACGCUCACGCUGAAAACUGAAGACGACAUAAUAUACCUAUCAACGAGAGUCGGCGCCGCUUCAUACCUACCUCACGACUACAAGAACCCCGCCGUGCUCGAUGGAAGUCACUACGUCACGCUCCUACUCAUCGAAGAGAAACACCGACAACUUCACCAUGGCAACCAUCAAACAGUCAUGAAUGAGAUAAGACAACGAUACUACGUGACGAAAUUACGUAACUCCGUGAAGAAGAUAACAAGAGAAUGCCUAACGUGCAAAAUACGCCGACAGAAACCACAGAGUGCUCCCCUGGGCGACCUACCUAAAGAAAGACUGAAUAGGUAUCAACGGCCCUUCACAUGUACCGCCGUGGACUACUUUGGCCCAAUGACUGUGACAGUUGGAAGACGUCAUGAAAAACGCUGGGGUGCAUUAUUCACAUGCCUGACUACGCGUGCAAUCCAUCUAGAGUUGGCCAACUCACUCUCAACCGACUCUAUGAUACUGGCGCUGAGGCGAAUGGCUGCCCGCAGAUCGACCCCUGCAACAAUAUACAGCGACAACGGAACUAACUUUGUGGGUGCGAACAAAGAACUUCAAGAACAGCUGAAAAGUCUAUCACAAACAGGCUUAGUACGAGAAACUGAAAACUACGGAAUCACGUGGAAAUUCAUCCCUCCCGGGGCCCCACACAUGGGCGGAGCCUGGGAACGCCUCGUACGCUCCGUGAAGACAGCACUAGCAGCAACUCUGAAUGAAAGAUCGCCCAAAGAAGAGGUGCUUCACACACUACUCCUGGAAGUCGAACAUGUGACGCAGAGGAAGCACUAA
Messenger RNA from Plutella xylostella (diamondback moth), 5499 nucleotides. RefSeq lists its product as uncharacterized. Gene Ontology annotation, molecular function: nucleic acid binding; aspartic-type endopeptidase activity. NCBI's taxonomy places the organism in Eukaryota, Metazoa, Arthropoda, Insecta, Lepidoptera, Plutellidae. Gene Ontology annotation, biological process: proteolysis; DNA integration. The record is from RefSeq and is a predicted model, not a curated record.